UAGACUGCGUUAUAUUUGCCUUGAAUUAUUCAGGCAGAUAUGUUUUAUGGAUCAAGGCGGAGGUGCUGCGCUUUUGAACGUCCGCGAGAAUGCUGGCCAAAAUGCAAUUAACGGAAAAGGGCAGUUGGCUGACGGAGAUCCGAAGUCCCAAAAGAAGAAGCUUAUCAAACGAUCGUAAAGGUAUAAAUAUAAAGUGAUAUUUAUUAGAAUAUUAAUUCAAUUAAAUCGAGUCUUUUGUUUACUUUUCGAUCUAACGGAACUUUGCUUAUCAGUUUAUUUCACAGAUCGCGAUGAAUUUUUGUUGCUGUUUUCUUUCAGUUGCUUUUAAGCUUCUGGCGCUUGCGCAUCGGAAAGAGAAUAACAUAUUAAAAGUGAAUUAUGACUUAUUCAAUGGCAAGAUUAAAGACUUGGCUCAACUUGGAAAUUGAGACACCAGAUAAAAGACAACAACAUCGAGCUGAAUACGAAUUAAAAAUUCGAAAAAAUCCAAAAUUGAAAUUGAAACAAAGCGAAAAGUUUGUGGCAAGCAAAGCGGAAAAGGAGAAAAUCCAAGGUAAACAACAACAAGCAACUUAAAGGCCUUCGGAGCGAUAAAAGGGUCCCUUUCUUUCUCCUGAGCUCGACACAUAAAUCGGCAGGAAGAUGGAAUGACCGAAGUUCGCUUAGUUGGCCCACCAGAAAAUGCUGCCACAGCCAGCGGCAGCAGCGGCAACAAUAACAACUCAAUCAGCAAAAUUAGCGGCAACAUCAGCGCCACCGCCAGCAGCAGCAGCAGUAGCAGCUAGGAAUGGCCAGCGACGUCGCGUGGCAGCAGCAACAGAAGGCUGCAACAGCAAUAGCAACAUUGGUAACAGCAACAUCGGCAACAGCAGCAGCAUCAAGCUCAACAGCAGCAGCAGCAGCAGCAGAAACACCAACAGAGUAAGUCAAAUGCAUUCCAACGAAGAGCCACCCAUGACGGUGAUCGUCGAUGGUGGCGGUGGCAGCAACGUUGCCGGUUCCGGUGGCAGUGGCCAUCGUCGGGGCAGCCAAAGGUUGCGGAAAACCAGUUCCUCCAGUGCCAAUGUGAAGUCAUCAGCUAAUCCUGCGGAGCGGACAAGCAGCGGUCAAAGGUCAUCUCAUCGCCAGACAUCGAAUGCCUCGGGAUCCGGAGGCGAUGGUGGCGGUGGCAGUAGCAGGCGUCGCUAUCAGGGUAAGGAUCGUCAGGAUCGCCAGGAUCGUAGCGAGCGUCAUGACCGCCGGGAUCGUCAGGAUCGUCAAGAUCGUCAUGAACGCCGUGAGCGACAGCAAGAACAGCAGGUGCAGCGAAGGCGGACAGGACGCCGGCACAGUGGUGCCUCCUCGUUAAGCGAUGCUGCCGCUGCCGCAGGACGAUCGAGAGGAGGAGGAGCUGUUAGCUCUUCGACCGCCUCUAGUUGCAACGGUAGUUGCAGCUCCGACGAUGGCGACUCAUCGCACACCUCCUCCUCCAGCUCGUCGAGUUCGUCCGGCGAACCGAAUCUGCCGUAUCCGGGUUUCCCCGAGAUCUCCAUCAGGGCGCUGACGCAGUACACCCGGCCACGCAACUGGUGCCUGAUGCUCAUCACCAAUCCAUGGUUCGAGCGCGUCUCCAUCCUGGUCAUCCUGCUCAACUGCAUCACCCUCGGAAUGUAUCAGCCGUGCGUGGACGAUGCCUGUGUCACGAACCGCUGCAAGAUCCUUCAGAUCUUCGACGACAUCAUCUUCGCCUUCUUUGCCCUGGAAAUGACCAUCAAAAUGGUGGCCAUGGGUAUGUUUGGCAAGAACACCUACCUGGCGGACUCAUGGAAUCGCCUGGACUUCUUUAUUGUCCUGGCGGGUCUCUUGGAGUACGUGAUGCACGUAGAGAACCUCAAUCUGACUGCCAUCCGGACAAUUCGCGUGCUGCGUCCCCUGCGAGCCAUCAAUCGUAUACCGAGUAUGCGUAUCCUGGUGAUGCUUCUGCUGGACACCUUACCCAUGCUCGGCAAUGUCCUGCUGCUGUGCUUCUUUGUGUUCUUCAUCUUCGGGAUCAUUGGAGUCCAGCUGUGGGAGGGUAUCCUGCGACAGCGCUGUAGUCUGAUACUGACCGAAGGCAUGGUCUAUCCCCUCACGGUUCCUGAAGUGUACAGAGUUCGAGUCCGAGUUAACUCCCUGUCGCAGUACUACGAAUUCUCCAAGGAUCAGGACUACAUCUGCUCAACGCCCAACGAUUCAGGGAUGCACCUAUGCGGAAACUUUCCACCCUAUCGCAUUGGCUCGCUGGUCUGCAAUGAGGAGGCCAAGCUGUUCGACUUCAAUGAGCCAACGAACACGUCCUGCGUGAAUUGGAACCAGUACUAUACCACCUGCAAGCAGAGCGGCAAGAAUCCCUUUCAGGGCACGAUAUCGUUCGACAACAUCGGUAUGGCCUGGGUGGCCAUUUUCCUGGUCAUCUCGCUGGAGGGCUGGACGGACAUAAUGUAUUACGUGCAGGAUGCGCACAGCUUUUGGGAUUGGAUAUACUUUGUGCUGCUGAUUGUGAUUGGUUCGUUUUUCAUGAUCAACCUGUGCCUGGUCGUCAUCGCCACGCAAUUCUCGGAGACAAAGAAGCGUGAAAUGGAGCGUAUGCGCCAGGAGAGGGCAAGGUACACCUCUACCUCCACCUUGGCCAGCAGCACAAACAACUCAGAGCCGGCCACCUGCUAUGCGGAGAUCGUCAAAUAUAUUGCCCAUCUGUGGCGGCGCUUCAAGAGACGAAUGUUAAAGAAGUACAGAUUAUAUAAGUACCAGCGACAGCAGCGCAAGGAGGGCCUACUGCCCAAUGCCGACAAUUUGACCUUCUCGCCGUCGCGGAUCAAGUGCCAUCAUCCCAAGUGCCCCAAGUACAGUAAUCGCAAGCCGUCCAGCAUUCAGGAUCAGAUGAUUACCGUCAUGGUGCCCCUUAACUCGGCCAGCAACAAUAAUAAUAAUAACAACAACAACAGCACGAGUAGCAACCACAAUGGCAGUGGCAAUCACAGUGGUGGCAAUAACAACAACAAUGCGGCCAGCUGCACCACAGUGGCUCUGGUCAAUGGGAUAAAUGGUAGUGCCGCAAGUGUAACCAUGUCCUCGGCUCACCAUCAGCAACAUCAAAUGUUGCAACACCAACAGCAGCAGCAACAGCAACAGCAACAGCAGCAGCAGCAACAGCAUUCCUCCUCCGACAAUACAGAACAAUCGCUGGCCGCUGACGGAUUACCCAGAAGUUCCUCACUGAAAAAGUCCGCUGCCCAUCAUCAACUGAAGCCCGAGGGCAGUGCCGGUGAACAGAAGACAAUCCUGCUCAAGUUUCCCCAGCAGAUGAUUGAUUCCGAGCAGCUAAUUCUGCAGUUGGGAAAUUUAGGCAAGAGUCAUCCGUGCACCUCGGGCUUCCUAAGUCCGCCCACCUCGGCCAGCCGAAGACCAUCGGUGAUGUUCAAUGAGUACGUGUUGCUGCAUACGCCCCCAGCCCUCAAUGCAGAUCCAGCGGCAACAGGAACUACCUCUACGGUGGCCACAACUGUAGCAACCGUUGCAGGAACGGCAGCGGCGGCCGCAGCAGCAGCUGCUGCAGCAGCGGCGGCAAAUUCCGGUGGUAAUUCCGGACUCCACAACCAUCAGAAUGGUGCCAAUGGUGGUGCCAGCGGAGUGGGUGGAGCAGGAGGCGCCGGUGGAACCACUGAGAAAAGCAACAUCUUCUCCACGGAAAAGAUGACCCAAGCUGGCGAUGGCAGCAUCUGGCAGGUUAAUCUACCUCAGACCAUCGGCACCAUUGCCAAUCCCUAUGCCGAUUGCUCUGAACUGGGUAUACACGAUGCGAUGACUUGUCAAGAGCUCUUAGCAUUCUCUGUGGCCUUUUCAGCGGCCUUGCCGACGGGUCAGAGUACGCUAGAGUCCUUCUACACAUCGCUAGCCCGCUGCGAUCCACAUACCGCCGAGGCGUUGCGAGCUCACCACAAGCCGCGUUCCCUGCCCACUGGCCAAAACCAAACACCACCGGGAGGUGAGGGAGCUACAGUGAUGGUUGCCUCAACGGCCGGUGAUCCCGGCCAGACACUUGAACCCUCGACAGUGUCAGCUGUUGUGGGACCCAUAGACAACCAGGCGGCGAAUCAUCGUCGCAAAGAGCACCACCAGCAGUCGCACCACCAUCACAACAACAACAAUACCACCAGCCACAGUCGGAAUUAUCGCUCACGGCAAGGACAGGGUAAUUCUCGAGUACGAGAAUCCCGUCCACCUACUGGCAACUAUAUGGAGGACUAUGCCUGCUGCUAUGAUCUCUACCAGAACGCCCUGUCACCACUGGACGAGCGACCCAGACAGAGAUCACCAACGACUCGGUGUCUGAUCGCCGUCUAUCGUUGCAUGUCGCGUGUCUGCAGCUGGGUACGUCGCUAUAUUAAGCGACUGGUGGAGCACAAGUACUUCCAGCAGGGCAUUCUGUUGGCCAUCCUGAUAAACACCCUGUCCAUGGGCAUCGAAUACCACAACCAACCGCCGGAGCUGACCGCUAUUGUUGAGACUAGCAACGUCGUCUUCUCCGGCAUCUUUGCCGUUGAGAUGCUGCUGAAGGUUGUUGCUGAGGGUCCAUUCCGGUAUAUUGCCAAUGGAUUCAAUGUAUUCGAUGGCAUCAUCGUCAUUCUCAGUGCCAUUGAAAUCUGUCAGACGUUCAUGGGCAAUGGGACUGGAGGCGGUGGAUCCGGUUUGUCCGUGCUGCGGACCUUCCGGUUACUCCGAAUCCUCAAGCUGGUCCGCUUCAUGCCCAACCUGCGACGCCAGCUAUUCGUGAUGCUGCGCACAAUGGACAACGUGGCCGUGUUCUUCUCUCUGCUCGUCUUGUUUAUCUUCAUCUUCAGCAUACUCGGCAUGUAUCUGUUUGGCGGUAAGUUUUGUAAAUUUUUGGACGAAUCCGGACUCGAACGCGAGUGCACGUGUCCCGAAAUAAUCAGCCGGCAUCCGCAAUGCGAGUGCGAUCGCAAACACUUCAACAACAUUUUGUGGGCCACAGUCACAGUAUUCCAAAUUCUGACGCAAGAGGAUUGGAACGUCGUCCUGUUCAACGGAAUGGAAAAGACAAGUCAUUGGGCCGCAUUGUACUUUGUGGCACUAAUGACAUUCGGCAAUUAUGUGCUAUUUAAUUUAUUGGUGGCCAUUUUAGUUGAGGGAUUCAGUUCAGAGCGAAAUGAACGUCGCGAGCGUGAACAGCGCGAGUUGGUUAAGAAAUUGCGCGAGGAGACGCUGGCCGAGAACUAUAGCGAUGGUAUGUACGAUGAGUCGCGGAGCGAGGCGGACUCCUCGACCACCAACGAUAGUUACUACGAGGUGCGCAACCGCUGGCGAUCGGCGGAGGAUGUGCGCAAGCUUCAGGACUCCGCCGAGCUGAUCAUCGAGGCAAAGAGCAACAUGCACCGCCAGCGCCUGCUGCAGCCCACCCACGACUACCAGAUCAACGAGCUGCCCGCCUCGUCUGCUGCUCCUUCCGCCUCUGGCACUUCCGGCGCCACCGCAUCUGGCGAGCGUGAAAGGGACAGGGAUAGGGAGCGGGACAGAGAGUCGGGCGGCGGCGGCGGCGGCAAGGAGGAGGGGGCGCAGCAUGCCAAGCCGCGCGGCGGCCUCAAAAAGACAUACUCCAUCAAGGAGCGGCGUAGCGAGGCGCCACGCCUCUCCAAAAUCCGGCUCGUCCGGGAUCCGCCCAUCAUCACGACAACGGCAGCCACGCCGCAGGAUUCCCCUAGCACUACUUUGGAGCCGGGCAUGAGCUUCCGCCAGUGGGGCGAUAUGGAACCACCCAGUCCGCCCUCCCCUUCUCUAUUGCGGCCGCCGAACAUCUUUACGGGCGGACAACGAAGUCUGGACGAAGGGAUACCCUCCAUCGAUCUCAUCCCGCCCUCGCCUGUGCUUUCCCACAAGCCCCUGAACAUCCUCAAUGCCAGCCAGCUAGGGGUGGGCGUGGGCAUGGGAGUGGGUGUCACUAGCACCGCUGGCAGUUCGGCUAGCAUGCACAGCGUGAUCAUCGACGACAUCUCGAAGAGCUCCAGUUCGACGGCGGCGGCUACGCCCAUUUAUGUACCCACCAUCUCGUCCUCAGCGGAGGCACAGAGUCAGAGUCACAGUCUUAACGAUGUGAGCGUGGGUGAGAUUCCCAUAACGGGAAUUGGAAGAGGUACCAACACAGGAGCCUCGACAAGUGGGAGUUCGUCUAGUGAACGCCUGCCGCUGGCUCCACCUCCUCAGGGGAGUUUUAAGCAGCGAUUGAGACGUGGCAGCUCCAAGAAACGCCGAUCCUCCGCUUUGGCCCUGACCAACGAGGAUAAUCCUUCACGAAGGACUCAGGAUGAGGAGGAAGAGCAACAGCAACUCAAUAAUGGUGGCGACAACAGCUUUUUGCUAAGAAGCGGCAACGCUGUGGUCAGUGGUCCCUCCUCGGGUUCCAAGGAAACCAAUCGCCUAAGUCCACAGAACUCCAUAAGGAGACUAUCAAAUACCCUGAGCAUAGGCAGCGGACCUGCGGGCAGUCGUCGGGCUUCGGCAUGCAUUUUCAACUCGCAGGUCUAUCAGAAUCUAAAUCAGCCGCCCAAACUGCGCCCAGGUUCUGGGCAACGUAGGAUGAGCUCCAUCGAACUGGCUUUCAGCAAGACCUCGCAUCUGAAUCUGCAUAACUUGGAGGCCAACCGGAAGUCGCUCUCGUACACGAACUCGAAGAUGGACCUGGACAAGUGGAACAAGUCGUACGGCAAUCUCAACGAGCCGGAUAACAUGCUGCAACAGUACAUGGAGGCGCGGGACAAGCGCAAGAACUCCAUUAGCCAUUACAAUCUGAAGAAGCGGCUCGAGGAGAAGGAACUGCAGCAGCUGCAGCAGCUCCAUCAGCAGCAGCUGCUCCAGCAACGGCAGGAUUCCUUCUCCUCGACCACCCAGCAGCAGCAGCAACAGCACCGCUUGUCCAAGGAUCAGCAGCAGCUGGCGAUGCAGCCACAUUCCAUGGUGCCAGGAGGCGGCGAACGCUUCUCCAAGCUCAAAAUGCUCAUCGAGCAGCUGACGCCCAAGCAUUUUACCACCGAGCGCGAGGACUACUCGCUCUACAUAUUCCCAGAGAACAACAGGUUCCGGCAAAUCUGUACGUGGUUUGUCAACCAAAAAUGGUUCGACAACGUGGUCCUGCUGUUUAUUGCGCUCAACUGCAUCACCCUGGCCAUGGAAAGACCAAACAUCCCUCCAAGCAGCACCGAAAGAUUGUUCCUGGCAACAGCCAAUUACGUGUUCACCGUCGUCUUCACCGUCGAAAUGUUUAUCAAGGUGGUGGCAACGGGAAUGUUUUACGGCCACGACGCCUACUUUACGUCCGGCUGGAAUAUCAUGGACGGAUCUUUGGUUACCAUAUCCAUAAUUGAUUUGUUAAUGUCCCUGAUUAGCGAAUCGAGUCCGAGGAUAUUUGGGAUUUUAAGGGUGUUUCGACUACUCCGAUCCUUGCGGCCGCUGCGGGUGAUCAACCGAGCCCCGGGUCUGAAACUAGUCGUGCAAACGCUCUUAUCGUCCCUGCGUCCCAUCGGCAACAUCGUCCUGAUCUGCUGCACCUUCUUCAUCAUCUUCGGCAUCCUGGGCGUUCAACUGUUCAAGGGCACCUUCUACUACUGCGAGGGCGAGAAUAUCAAGGGCGUGCGUAAUGCGGACGAGUGUCGAAGUAUACCCGGCAACGUGUGGACCAACCGCAAGUACAACUUUGAUGAUUUGGGCAAGGCCCUGAUGUCCCUGUUCGUCCUGAGUUCACGCGAUGGCUGGGUCAACAUUAUGUACACCGGUCUGGAUGCCGUAGGCGUGGACCAGCAGCCCAUCGUCAACUACAAUGAAUGGCGACUCUUGUACUUCAUAGCCUUCAUUCUCUUAGUGGGCUUUUUCGUGCUAAACAUGUUCGUGGGCGUGGUGGUGGAGAACUUCCAUCGAUGUCGUGAGGAGCAGGAGAAGGAGGAGAAGAUUCGGCGAGCGGCGAAGAGGGCUCUGCAGAUGGAGAAGAAACGGCGACGAAUGCACGAGCCACCGUACUACACAAACUACUCACCCACCAGGAUGUUCGUGCACAACGUGGUGACAUCGAAGUACUUCGAUCUGGCCAUUGCUGCAGUGAUUGGCCUGAAUGUGGUCACCAUGGCCAUGGAAUACUACAAGAUGCCCUCAGGUCUCAAGUACGCCCUGAAGAUCUUCAACUACUUCUUUACCGCGGUGUUCAUACUGGAGGCCAACAUGAAACUUGUGGCCCUGGGCUGGAAACUGUAUCUGAAGGACCGCUGGAAUCAGCUGGAUGUGGGCAUUGUUCUGCUAUCCAUAGUGGGAAUUGUCCUGGAAGAACUGGAAACGAACAUAAUACCCAUCAAUCCGACGAUUAUCAGAGUAAUGAGGGUCCUGCGAAUUGCCAGGGUAUUGAAACUCUUAAAAAUGGCCAAGGGAAUACGCGCCCUAUUGGACACCGUGAUGCAGGCUCUGCCGCAAGUGGGCAACCUUGGACUUCUGUUCUUCCUGCUAUUCUUCAUAUUUGCGGCAUUGGGCGUGGAGCUUUUCGGGCGACUCGAGUGCUCCGAUGAGAUACCCUGCCAGGGAUUGGGCGAGCACGCGCACUUCGCCAACUUUGGCAUGGCUUUCCUCACAUUGUUUCGCGUAGCGACUGGCGAUAAUUGGAACGGCAUCAUGAAGGACACGCUGAGGGAUAAUUGCGAUGACGCGGCCGAUUGCGUUCGCAAUUGCUGCGUCAGCUCGGUUAUUGCUCCCAUAUUCUUUGUGAUAUUCGUGCUGAUGGCGCAAUUCGUGUUAGUGAACGUCGUCGUGGCUGUACUGAUGAAACACCUCGAGGAGAGCCACAAGCAAAUGGAAGACGAGCUCGACAUGGAGGUGGAGCUCGAGCGUGAGCUGGUGCGCGAGCAGGAAUUCGCCCAGGAGCAAAAGUUGUGCCAGCAGCUGGCGGAGGCGCAAUCGAAGGCGGCCGCUCCCCCGCGCCCCCUGGCCAAGGUCAAAUCGCUACCAAAGAACUUUAUAUACAGUACACCCUCGCUGGACAAGAAGUUUCCAGUUGCCGGUGGUACCGGCAUCGUAACCACACUGGGUGGCAAUCCCAGUUCGAGUCUAACCAGCUCGGCGGCCACGAAUCUGAAUCUGGUGGCCGGUGGUACAGCAACAACGAGCGGGGGUGCGGGCUCUGGAGCGGUAUCUGCGGCAUCUGGAGCUGGACAACGACGGCAGACCGUUCAGUAUUUCCAGCAGCCACCACAAUCCAUGCUCGGCUUGAGUCUCGCCGAAAUGGGCGGCACGCUGACGCCUCAGGCGCUCGGCGCACGGCUGGGCGAGCCAUUCGGCGGCACAGCGACGGCAGCGGGAGGCGUUGGAACGGGCGAACCGCUGGCUGUUGGCGUGGCCGGCCUCCCGCUACCGCCGUUGGACAAUCGCCGCCGCGGGCGUCGUGCCUCCGCGGCCGCCGGCUUCCGUAAGCGCGGCGUGCUGUCCAAGGAGCGCUCAUUGGACGAGCAGGCCAUCCGACGACGGAAUCUGGAGGCCAAGCGCACCAGCUGCGACUCGCUGCCCUGGGGCGGAGAUGCCCUCGACUGUCGGAGGGGCACGAUCUUCGAGAGCCUCGAGUCGGAUGGAGGAGGCGCUGGGGGUGGUGGUGGUGGUUCCUACGAUAUACGGAGUGUCCGCAGUGCCGAUGUGGGGCACUUGGAGGCGGAUGGGGAUGUAUCACUAUCGGUGGUUAGUGCUCUGGUUCCCCCUGUUAACCCACUGCCCCCGCCCAUGUCCUUGCCCAUAGCAACGCCCACGCCCUUGCCUAUGGCCAUGCCAUUACCAUUGCCGGCACAUCCUUCACACCCUCCACCGCGAAGACCCUUUGGAUGGUCACAGUCCGUGGAUCAAGGAUGUAUGAGAAGCAGUCUAUUACUUUCUGUUCCCAGAUCCAUGCCGCCACGCAGUCGCAGUGGCAGCACCAAGCAGCUCUUUAAGCAGCAGGCUUUGGACGAGGACGCUGACAUGGACGAGAGCUCGCUGCUGCUGCCCACAGCUGCAGGGGGAUCUGGUUUAGGAUCAGGGCCAGGAUCAGUGGCAAUUAUUGCCUCGAGCUCGCUGGACAUCCCAGAUCUGGGCGGCAGCUCGAAACCUCUGCCCGAUAUCGCAGCGGGAGUUAGUAAGUCCGACUCCUCGGACAUCCUGCGCAUCAUCAGCGAACGGAGGCGCAUGGAUCAGCGGGAGCAGAGGGACCCCGAACAGGAUCAGGACAACGAGCCAGAGGAUAGGGACAGUGACUAUAAAGAGCUUCUUCUGGUCAAGUCCCCGCAAUCCUCCAUGGACUAAAUGCAAAAACACACACACACACACACACACACACUGUCUAGUAACAAGUAGGUAUCUCUAACUAGGGCCAGGAUUACACAUAUAAUAAUGAUUACUGUAGAGCUGAUUAACAGUUGCCAAGCUAUGGAAAGCCCGAACUUUUGGAAAACACCCAGGGUAUGUCUUUUCCAAUGCUAUACACUUGAAAGGAGCUUACUUUGAAGUAGAAACUUCUAUAAUCGAUGUAACGUAAGCCUGGCCGCCAUUAAAGAAUACUUUAGGGAAUUUUCUAAAAACUAUAACUAUAACAUUAGGCUUUAGGCAUAAAGAUCGAUCAGUGUGGUGAGAAAAAAAAACACAAAUAAUGAUUAAUCGCUAGCUAUAUACUAUACUUUAAACGAUAAAUGGUAAAUGGUAAAUGGUAAAUGGUUAAUGGUUAAUGGCAAAAACUCUUAGCCACAUAAACGAAAAUAUAAAAAGCAGUAAAAUAAACUUGAAAGCAAAGAAAAGUAAAGUAAAGUAAAAGCUAGUAAACUAAAUUGUCAACUGUUUUUAGUGCAAUCCUACGGUUUUCAUAACUUUAACAAGGCAGAACUUAUUAGAAAAACCAAAGAAGAAGAGAAACUAUAAAGAAGAAAAAUUAAAGAAGAAAAACCGAAAGUCGAGAAGAUAGCUAAGUUUCAAAGUUGAUUAGAGUGUUUUCCGUUUAAAUGUAGCAGUCAAAAAAUGAAAAAAAAAAGAAGAAACCAAUGAUUACCCAGACAGACGAUGGUGAUGAUGAUGGAUUAUAUACAAGUGUUAUAUGCGAUUUACAUAUAUAUACAGUUAUAUUACAUAUACAGUUACUUAUAGGGAUACUGCAUUCGAAACAAAAAUGAUGGAAAUUUGUGAACAAAGAAUCAUCAACUCUGUGAUUAGCUCUUAAAGUUUAAACGUUUAUAUGAGAAGCCAUGCAGACACCAAAAAACAUAAACUAAAAACUUAAACAGUAACAACAACAACAACAACACAAACAGACACACCACCACACGCUAUCUGUAUAUAUAGAAGGCCUGUAUGUAAACGUAUGUGUAUUCGAGAGUAUUUUACGUAUGUGUAUGUAGCUAAGCCAAGGUUAAAACUAAAGGAAUGAUAUACCAAAUAGAGCCAUCUGAGCGAACACAUUGAUAAGCAAUAGAGAACUGUAGCUCAUAAGAUCGUACCUAAACUUAAAACACGAAAAAAAUGCUGCGUUGUUCCAGGGUCAAGAGUACACAACCCAACAAAAACAAAAACCAACAAAAAAGAAUACGGAAAACGGGGAAACCAAAAAAAUAUAUGAACUUUGUGCAAACGAAUUUACUUAGGUACUUAAACACACACACACACACUAUCACACAACCCACAACCCACAUACAGUUAGCUAUUACGAUCUGGUCGACAAUCUUUGCUAAAGCCCCAAUGUCUGUCUCUCUGUACGAGUAUCUCCCCCCUAAAGGCUUCCAAAACAAACUUCUAGAACCCGAAAACAAAGAACAGACAUCCGAAAAAAAAAAAACAGUGCCAACGCAGUAAGGGUAUCCAAGAUGUUUUUUUUUUAAAUAUACAUACAAAAUAUGAUAUAACUCUCGAACCUAAACGGAUAAAGAAAAAGGAAAGCAAAGAUGGCAAGAGCUAGAACUACAAGAAGAACUUUAAAAAGUAGCAUUUAUAAAGGGAAAUAAAAAUAAAAAAAAAUCAAGAGAAAUGUAGUAGAAAUUUAAAGAUUAAUGUUUAAUGACUAUAUAUAGUGUAUAUAUGGAACUAUCAACGAAUUACAAUAGAGUAUCAAGAUAUUUCUUCAGAAGGCAUAACUAGAACAAGACAAAGAAAAUAGAAAUGAGGAAAUGAGGAAAUGAGGAAACGAGAAGAACACUAACUUAACACUGUCAAUUUUUCAACAUGGUCUAAGCUAAUUUUUCAAGGAAAACCAAAAGGAAAUAAGAAUGAAAACAAUUUUACACUCUUUGUACACACUGUAAAAAAUAAUGUGAAGGAGCUCUCCAGUUUAGAUAAACUUUAAAAUCAAACUUAGCAAACGAUUCGGUCGAAGGCGAGGAGGAAUAUGAAGAAGCAACAAAUUUAAUUAUACGAUAAUUUCAUCUGUGCCUUUCUCUACGAAUAUAUAUAUACAGACAUUUAUAUAUAGCAAAUGUAUCAGAUACUGUCUCUAUCUCUUUCUACGCUCCAACUCCCUAUUUCUAUCUAACACUCGCACACACCACACACACAAACUCAACAAACACCGGAAACUCACUAAAACUCACUAAAACUCACCAUACUCUACAUACACCACACCACACCACACCAACACAGACACCAAGCAGUGCGAAAGCAGUAACGGUGAUGGCAAGCAGUGCCUCGCGUAACUAAAUAUGCAAUUCUGAAAACUAUUUACGAGGCAGAAGAAAGGAUUAAAUACGAAGAACAAAAAGAAAAACAAAACAAAUUAACUACUUAAGCCUAUUGAUAAAUGAAAACCGAAAAUACAAAAAUAAAAAAAAAAAAAGCAACACGGAAGUAAAAAUACAAAUAAAAUUAAACGAAAGCAUGAAGUUUUUAGGUUAAUGCGCUAGUAGUUUUGAACGUUUUUUUUGUAAUUUUUUAAUGUAGCCGCUUUGAAGUAAACCAAAUGAAACUAUAUUCGUUUUUGGUUUUAGUUGUGUGUGUCUGUUUCUUUGUGCGAAGCGUAAAGCAACUAUAAAGAACGUUUCUUCUUGUUGAUUAAUAAUUAGGUAAACUGCUACAAAAACAUAAGUUAAUUAAAAUGGUAAACACAAGAAAUCUUAAAGGAAAACUGAAAAACAGAAAACCGAAAACCGAAAACCGAAAACCAAAGCCAACAACAAAAUUAGAAAAAAGUUCAAUUUAAAAAAAAAAUUAAAAAGCCAUUAACGGCUAACGAAAUGCGAAAGUAAGCAGAUUUUGCUUUUAGCUCCAUGCCCAUGCUGGUACAAAUGAUAACGCCGGUAAACCAUUGAUUCUUUGCAAAGUAAAAUAAGCCAAUUAAAUGUGAAAUUGUUUAGGAAAGGACAUAGGAAACUAAGCACUAUCCUCUGCUGCAAAUAGCCAAUAGCCAAGUUGUAAUCAUUUCGUUGCGUGUCCUUUGCGUAUAAUUUGAAUGGUUCGAUUGGUUCCACUAGAUACGUACAUAUAUACUGAGAACACAUACUAUGUAAAGCAGCGAAACAAAAC
Molecule: messenger RNA, 13524 nt
Organism: Drosophila eugracilis
Lineage: Eukaryota; Metazoa; Arthropoda; Insecta; Diptera; Drosophilidae
Gene: Ca-alpha1T
Product: voltage-dependent T-type calcium channel subunit alpha-1G
Exons: 27
Coding region: 682-10332 (3216 amino acids)
Biological process (GO): sodium ion transmembrane transport; calcium ion transmembrane transport; calcium ion import
Cellular component (GO): neuron projection; voltage-gated sodium channel complex; plasma membrane
Molecular function (GO): low voltage-gated calcium channel activity; voltage-gated sodium channel activity
Source: RefSeq, a predicted model, not a curated record